Molecule: messenger RNA, 1470 nt
Organism: Punica granatum (pomegranate)
Lineage: Eukaryota; Viridiplantae; Streptophyta; Magnoliopsida; Myrtales; Lythraceae
Source: RefSeq, a predicted model, not a curated record
UACGGAUGCAAUUUUUGUGUAUUCAUUUAUUUUAUUUUCUUAUCCAUCUACUCGGCCGUAUCCUUCCCAUAAUCGAAAACGAGAAAAUCCAAGCUUUCUAUUCCCUGUGAAGUUUGAGUUAAAGCAAAAGAGGAAGAGGAAGAAAGGAAGCAUUCUACUCUGUUCCUUAGUCCUUCCCAAACGGAGAAAAAAAAUCCGCCCGAACGCAUGACUUCUUCCCAAAAGAAGAAAGUGCCUCAUUACUCCACUCUCCGACAGGACUCCCCCUCUCUGGAUGGCCUCUACUGCUCCGAGCAACUCGUGGGUGAGACCCGUUGGCGUGACCCUCCACAGAAGCUGCUCGAACAGCUGGACCUGUCCUGGGAUGACGAGGAGCUCGGGUGUCUGCUGUCCAAGCAAUCUCGGGCGGAUGUCGGGCCAGAGCUGGCUGAGGCCCGAUACGGGGCAGUGGAGUGGAUCUUGAGAGUCCACGCCCACUACGGCUUCUCCGCCCUGACUGCGGUCCUCGCCGUCAACUACUUGGACAGGUUCCUUUCGAGCUGUUCCCGCUUGCGGCGGGAUGGGGCGCCGUGGAUGGGCCAGCUCGCAGCUGUGGCCUGCCUGUCCCUGGCCGCCAAGGUGGAGGAGAUCUCCGUGCCCCUCCUCGUAGACUUCCAAGUGGACGAUAGUGUCUUCCUCUUCGAGGCGAGGACGAUAAAGAAGAUGGAGCUUCUGGUCCUGUCCACCCUGCAAUGGAGGAUGAACCCAGUAACCCCUUUAUCGUUCCUCGAUCAUAUCGCUCGUAGGCUCCAAUUCCGGGACCAGCAUUUGCACCGUGAAUUCUUCCGGAGGUGCGAGGAUGUCGUCGUAUCGGUUCUUUCCGAUGCCAGGUUGCUCCAAUAUUUUCCCUCGGUAGUGGCUGCGGCCACGAUUCUGCAAGUCGUCAGGGGCUUACCCGGGCUUGGGCUUAAAGAGGAAUGGCAGUCGCAGCUUCUCGGCACUUUAGGAGAUGACGGUGAGGUGGUGUCCUGUCGCAAAUUGAUUUGUGAUCAGUACGCGCCCAUGGCGGCGCAAGGCCUCGGGUCUCUUCGCCCAAAUAAAAGGAAAUGUCGUGGGGGUGGCAAUGGCGGUGGCAGCUCUGUUCCCGGCAGCCCCGGGGGUGCGGUGGACUAUGUCUUCUUGACCUCCGGCCACUCCUACGACUCAUGGGCAGCGGCGCCACCCUCCAUCUCAUCCUCGCCGGUGGGACCCCCACUCAAGAAGCAUUGUCCGCAGCUAGCCAGCUCGUCAUAAUUCUAUUAUCAAUCGCUCUGUUUAUUUUAUUUUUUUUCCAAUUUUUAGUUUUAUAUAUAAGUUCUUUCUGCUAGUUAAAUUACCAACCCUCAACUUUUUUCUAGUGGAUCUUUAGCAAUUGAGAUUUAGGAAUGGAGAUGGUUGGCAUUCUAUCGAUCCGGAUAAUAAAUUUUACGAGGGAAAAAAUUGCGACCUAAA